AUGGCAGGAUAUCACGUGUCAUCUCUAAAACCUAAUGCAGUAUCAGCUAAUUUACGAGCUGGUACAUUUGCAUUGAAAUGGACCGAAGACACCAAUAAAUCUGGGAGUCCAAUUGCUGUUCAUCUGUCUGUUGAUCCCAAAGGCUUUUAUUUGAUUUGUCUAAAUAAAAUAACUAAAGAUUCUGAAUGUUUUGAUAUUACAUUAAUUCAUGAUACUCGAACUGGUGCUGAAGUAUCACUUCCUCGAGGUGCUAUUGAAAAUGAUCAGAUGAAUAUUGGUAUUAAGGAUGUUCCACUUUCAUCAAAAUGGCUUACAAUCUAUUAUGGAAAUACAUUUGUACCUGAUCGUGAUUUACGUGUCAUUCAUUUUUUUUUUCCAUCGGCAGCUAUUGCUCGAGAAUGGACCGAUAAGUUAUUUCAAUAUGGGCAUAAUCCACUAUUACGCAAUUUAUCUAGUUUGGAUUGUCUUGAAAAAAUUCAUUCAAGAAUAGUUUUUGGUCUUGUUGAUGAUCGUUUCGAUAAAAAAGCUAUUUCAGUUCGCAAUUUAAUCCACUUUCUAUGUAAAUAUAAAAGUGACUCAAAUAAAGAAGCAAAAAUUCUUAAAGCACUCGAAUUGUUAGAAUUGCCAUGCCGAACGGAAAGUGUUAUUGAUCCUGAUCAAUUUACAUUUAAUAAAUUUAUUCGUUUCUACAUGCAACUUAUGGAACGUCAUGAAAUUGAUAAAAUAUUUGAUGCAACAGGUGGAAAGCAUCGAAGAUACCUGAGCUGGGAGAAAGUAAAAGAUUUUAUUGUAAAGCAGAAUGAUGCACGCGGUGGUGCAUUUGGCAUGGAUUAUUAUGAUCAAAAAGCUAAAGAUCUAGUUAAAAAAUAUACACAACAUGAUGAACAUUUUAUGCAAAAAGGAAUGAACGAUGAAUCAUUUCUUCGAUAUUUACUUAGCUUUGAUAAUUUAAUUGUCGAUCCAGCAAAAUAUGAUCUUUGUAUGGAUAUGGAUAAACCUUUAGCACAUUAUUUUAUUGCAUCAUCACAUAAUACAUAUUUGAUAGGAUCACAAUUAACUGGUCGUGCUAGCGCCGAAAUCUAUCGACAAGCAUUGCUAACUGGAUGUCGAUGUAUUGAAUUAGAUGUUGUUGAUUCAGAGAAAAACGAUGAACCAGAAAUAAAACAUAAAAAUACACCUGUUCGUCCAGUACCAUUUAUACAAGUUAUCUUAGCUAUUCGCGAAUCUGCAUUUAAAGUCAGUCCGUAUCCAGUGAUACUUUCGCUUGAAAAUCAUUGCAGUUCUCGAGUUCAAACUAAAAUGGCUCAAUAUUUAGUUGAUGUAUUCGGCGAAUAUCUCAUUACAAAACCACUAGAAAGUCAUCCGAUAGAAGAUAAUCGUCCAUUACCAAGUCCUAAUGAUUUUAAAUAUAAAAUAUUAAUUAAAAACAAAAAAAUUCAUCAAAGUACAACUUCAAAAUCAACUAAUCCUAGUGAACAAGUAACUGUACAAAAAUUAGACUCAACAAUAACAAAUGUCAGUGAUCAAAAUAUUGGUUUAUACGCAACAGCAGCAGCAGCAGCAGCAGCAGCCACUUCUACUCAAUCAUGUUCUACAAAUCUUUCGAAUGCUACUGGCUCUCGUAGAGGAACAAUUGAAUAUGAUUUUCGUCAUAGCUCACAAUCGACUGAAUUUGAUCCACAUUCAAUCACUGAUAAUAAUCCCAAUGGUAGUCUUAUUGACGAUGAUGAUAGUUUUUCUGAUGACGACGAUACUAUGUCACCAACAAAUAAUGACCUGAAGACAAAUGAUUUAAAUAUGAAUUCAAAUCCUACGGAAAAUUUACAGUCCGAUCAAACGAAAGUUGCGAUAAAUAAUUUAUCAAAUCCAACCAGUACUAAUACUAAAACAGAAUCAAAAGCAACACAAGCGAUGUCUGGCCUUGUUCAUUAUGUCGUACCUGUACGAUUUUUUAAUUUUGCACGAUCAGAAGAACGUAAUCGAAGCUAUGAAAUAUCAUCAUUUAGUGAAGAUAAAGCACAAAAUUUAAUUCGCGAGUAUGCUCGAGAAUUCGUUGCCUAUAAUCAACGACAAUUGAGUAGAAUAUAUCCUCGUGGUACACGUUUUGAUUCAAGUAAUUAUAAUCCAUAUUUGUUUUGGCCAGUUGGUUGCCAAAUGGUUGCGUUAAACUAUCAAACAUUAGAUACUUCAAUGCAAAUUAAUUUAGGUUUAUUUUCAUUUAAUGGUGGCUGUGGUUAUGUAGAAAAGCCAGCAUCAUUAUGUCAAUCAACUGGCUCUUUCGAUCCAAAAGGUCGAUUUAGUGUUGAAAAUGUUGUUGGCUAUCAGAUCGAUAUAAAAGUUAUAUCUGGCCAAUUUUUAUGUCAAGAUCGUGAGCCAACUUAUGUUGAUAUUGAAAUGUAUGGACUUUAUGCUGAUGCAUCGAAAAGAAAUGAAUAUCGUUUACGCGCCAAACGAUGGAAUGGUUUUCAAGCUGCUUAUGAUGAUACUGAAGUUGAAGUCGGUGAAUUUUCUAUUCGAUUUUCAAAAGUUAUUUUACCUGAAAUGGCAGCACUUCGCUUUGCGGUUUCUGAAGAAGAUGGAACAUUUAUUGGACAAAGUUUUAUACCAGUUGCUCAUUUACGUCCUGGUUAUCGUCAUAUUGCUUUGCGAAAUCAAAUGAAUAUUCCAGUUCAAUCAUCGAGCUUAUUUAUAUAUAUCCGCAAAGAUGUUCACGUUGAUGCUGAAAAUAAAGAAUUAAUUGAUCAAUUAGUAUCACCAAAAACUGCUCCAACUGUAGUAAAAGAACAGCAACAAGCAAAACGAACUAAAACUAAACUACUAUCUGAACAACGUUCCCAAUCAUUUGGAGAUUUAAAUACAACUAGAAAAAUUUCCGAUGAUGAAAAAAAGUCUUCUACUCAUCACAGUGAUUUUCCAUCCGAUGCUGCUAUACGAAAUCAUUAUCCAUCGACUACAGAAAUUAAUUCUCCAAUACUAGGAUAUAAUAAGAAACAAUAUCAAUCAACGCCAAUUGUUGACGCAAAUUGGUAUCGAAAUCAAUUGAUUGCUUCCAGUCAAUUUCAUGACGAGGAACGUUUGUGUAAAGAAAUGUCAUUGUUUAAUGUUGAAGAAACAAAACCGUUCAAACGAAAACGAGAAACCAUUGAAGUUAAAACACGUCGUUUUUCACUAGACUAUGCCAAGAAAAUUCAAGAUGAAGAAGACCGAUUUAAAAAAUGUCUCUACCUUCAAUGUAAUGCAAUGCAUACAUUGCUGAAAAAACCAAUCAAUCAUUGGAAUAGUUCACAACUAACUACGACAAAUAGUUGUACAUCAAGUUUAGUUCAUCAAAGAUUUAUUAGUGAUGAAGUGAAACAAGGUGAAACACGUCUACUUGAUCUUUAUUCCAGUAAAUUUCAUUCACAAAAUGAAAUAGAAUAUAGAUUAUCCAAAGAAUACUAUAAUGAAUUAGAAAAAUAUGUAAACGAUUAUUAUACGAAGCAAUUAAAUCAAAUUAAUAACAUCUUGAAACAUGAACAAGAAAAAGUAAAAGAAGAUGUCCGAAUACAAAUGAGAACUGAAACAAAGCGAGCAAUGACGACCGAAACGGACAGAGAAAAAAUUGCCAAUUUAAAAGAAAAAAUUCGUCAAUUAAAUAUUGAAGCUGGCGCUUUAGCAGUUCGAAAAUUGCAAGAAAUGCAUGAAAAAGUAGAGAAGAAAAUUCGAACGAAUUUACAAAAAACAUUGCAUAAACUUCAUGAGAAAAAAGACUUUGAAACAAAAAAUCGUUUUACUUUCUAUUCAAAUCAACUAAAUGAUGUAAAAUUUCGAUUACAACGUGAUAUAUAUGGUGCCGAAUAUCAUGGUGCGAGGGAUGAUUCUGUGACAAUAUCAUAUCGUUCCACAAUAACGACAAGUGCUUCACUUUCUGCUAUAUCCGAUCAUCAUCAAAUGCCAGCUACUUCAUCGGAUUUUAUCACAGCGUCAUCACCAUCGAAUCAACUCCCAAGACGACAAACUAUAAACAACCCCAAUGCUAUGAUUAGUCAAUUAGGUCAUGAUGAAUUCAUGCACUAUUUAAAUCAAACGACUGAGUCAACUCAACUUUAA
This is a messenger RNA of Rotaria socialis, 4089 nucleotides long. NCBI's taxonomy places the organism in Eukaryota, Metazoa, Rotifera, Eurotatoria, Philodinida, Philodinidae. The record is from the annotation of a GenBank genome assembly.